Messenger RNA from Micromonas pusilla CCMP1545, 978 nucleotides. RefSeq lists its product as uncharacterized. The record is from RefSeq and is a predicted model, not a curated record. The transcript has 2 exons. The annotation marks the transcript as partial. Lineage: Eukaryota; Viridiplantae; Chlorophyta; Mamiellophyceae; Mamiellales; Mamiellaceae.
UCGUCCAGCUCCCCCACGGACGCGUUCGCCGCGCUCGAGGCUCUGCUCACCGCGGCGUCGGAGUCGAGCGGCCCGUCCUCCGCGCGCGGAUGGAAGGAGCUCGAGGGCGCGUGGGUCCUUCCCCCGCCGAACGGCCGCGCCGCCGUCGGCGUCGUGCACUUCAUCGGCGGCGCGUUCGUCGGCGCGUCGCCGCAGCUGACGUACCGUCUCCUCCUCGAGUCGCUCUCCGCGCGCGGCGACCUGACGAUCGUCGCGACGCCGUACGCCAUCGGAUUCGAUCACCUUCGCCUCGCGGACGAGAUUCAAUUCGUCUUCGACCGAUGCGUCCGAUCCUUAGGGAAAGAGUACGACACCCUGCCCGUGUACGGCGUCGGGCACAGCAUGGGCGCGCUGAUGCACGCGCUCAUAGGCUCGAGGUACAAGCUCCCAGACCGCGUCGGGAACGUGCUGAUAUCGUUCAAUAACAAGCCCGCGACGGACGCGGUGCCGCUGUUCACGCCCGUCGUCGCGCCGGGGCUUCAGGCGCGUUCUAACCUCUCGCCGCUGUUCAACGGCAUCUCGUCGUCGCCGUUGCGCGCGCCCGCGCGCGCGAUCGACGCGUCUCUGCGCGCGCGAGCGCCGCCGGUGGUCAGGGAGUUGCUGCCGGUGCUGGACCAGCUCGAGCCGGUGUUUUUGGAGGUGGCCAACGGCGCGAACGAGUUCGUGCCAAAGCCGGACGACAGCAAGGACCUCGUGCGCAAGUACUACGCGGUGAAGCGUAACUUACUCCUGCGCUUCCGCGACGACACGAUCGACGAGACGGGGGUCUUGGCGUCGACGCUGACGGACGGCGCCGCCAUCUCGGAGAGCCUGGACCUGAGCGUGAAGAGCCUCGCGGGCGACCACGUGCGGCCGUGUCGGCAGGACGUCGGCGCGGACGUGCCCCCGGAGCUCGCGUCUCCGCUGAUCGAGACCGGGAACCUCAUCAGCGGCGUCGCG